AUGACCUGCUUCAUCCUCAUCCAGAACUGGGAAGGCAAGACACGCCUGGCCAAGUGGUACAUGCAGUUUGAUGACAAUGAGAAACAGAAGUUGAUUGAGGAAGUGCACAUGGUGUUCACCGCUCGAGAUGCCAAGCACACUAACUUUGUGGAGGUCUUAAACGAAUAUUUCCGAAAUGUCUGUGAGCUGGACCUCGUGUUCAGCUCAUACAAGGUUUACACAGUUGUGGAUGAGAUGUUCCUGGCUGGGGAAAUUGGCGAGACCAGUCAGACAAAGGGGCUGAAACAGCUGUCGAUACUGCAGUCCCUGGAGUGA
Messenger RNA from Galeopterus variegatus (Sunda flying lemur), 315 nucleotides. Its product is annotated as AP-2 complex subunit sigma-like. The transcript has 3 exons. The record is from RefSeq and is a predicted model, not a curated record. Lineage: Eukaryota; Metazoa; Chordata; Mammalia; Dermoptera; Cynocephalidae. Gene Ontology annotation, biological process: protein transport; vesicle-mediated transport. Bases 1 to 315 code for a protein of 104 amino acids. Gene Ontology annotation, cellular component: intracellular membrane-bounded organelle.